AUGAACGACUCACGCCGCUCCAGGCGGCCCGACAGCCGUCAGAUGUGGGAUGAUUCAGACCGUCGCGACAGAAACCCUCCCCGAGACCGCGAGCGCGAGCGCGGCUGGGACAAUCGAGACCGGGAGAGAGAUCGUGGCCGAGGAGGAGAUCGCAGAGGCUACCGGUCGCGGUCGCGGGAACGACGUGAUAACCAGAGAGAUCGAUCAAUGUCACCGGAUAAACAUCGACGAGAUCGUGGGGGAGACAGAAAUCGAGGUGGUCGAGACCGUCGCCCAGCACGAGAUGGAGAUAGGCGGGAUAGCCCUCAUCGGCAGGACGAUUGGGAUGAUCGCGAUGGCAAACGAUCAAAACAUCGUGACGACCGUCGCCGCUCACCAUCCCCUUCCCACUCAGCCCUGCCCACCCGCCCCCAUCCAGAAAACGGCUCCCGCAAAUCCCAGCCCAACAUCAAAGUCAAAUCCGACAAGCGCAGCCCAUCACCCCCUCGCCGAGACCGCAGCAGCAGACGAGACGCAUCUCCCUCGCCCGUUAGAAUGGAGCAGGACGAAUACGACGACGACAUCGAAGUCGAAGGCCAGGACGACGACGACGUGGCCGCCAUGCAAGCCAUGAUGGGCUUCGGCGGCUUCGGCACCACAAAGGGGAAAAAGGUCGCGGGCAACAACGCCGGCGGCGUGCGCAAGGAGAAGAAGUCGGAGUAUCGGCAGUACAUGAAUCGGCAGGGAGGAUUCAACAGACCGCUAAGCCCGUCGCGAUAA
Trichoderma breve is the source of this 759-nucleotide messenger RNA. RefSeq lists its product as uncharacterized. Gene Ontology annotation, biological process: RNA splicing. NCBI's taxonomy places the organism in Eukaryota, Fungi, Ascomycota, Sordariomycetes, Hypocreales, Hypocreaceae. The record is from RefSeq and is a predicted model, not a curated record. The transcript has 2 exons. Gene Ontology annotation, cellular component: precatalytic spliceosome. The coding region runs from base 1 to 759 and encodes 252 amino acids.